AUGUUCCUCAGUAAUACAGAGUCUAAAUGCUGCACUCCUACGUCUAUUACCUCGCCUUCGAUCCCGACCUCGACGACAAGCAAUUAUCCUCGGGCAGUACGCGCCCUCACAAGUCGUUAUACGGAAAAGGCCGCAAAGAUGGGUAUCGGCAUGGAAUGGAUCGACCAAAAGGUAUUGGAGGAUGUGGAGAUAGUGAGAAAGGAAUACAUGUCGACAGGCAAAGGAGAACCGUCCGAUGAGUUUAUUGUCUGGUUUUAUGAUGUUCAGGAAUAUGAUAGAGACAUGCAUAGUCCAACUACGAACUCCUCUAUGAACCUCCCAAAACUCUUACCCGAAAAUCCCCUCCCAACUUACUUGACCCAUGAUUCGCCUACGCCCCCGAAAAGUAGUAUCAAUCAAGCGACUGAGGCCGAAAUCACCAAACAAUCCCCAGUUCCCAACCCAUCUAGUAGAGACAAAUGUCUAGAAGCUUCUAGUACAGCACCAGCAUAUACCUCCUUCAGCGCCCUCGGCUUGCAAGAACCCGAAGGUCCAAAAAGCCUCGAAGUUACGAGUGAGGAAGACUCGUCUUCUUCCUCUCCUCGUACAGCCCUGCAAAAGGUUAAGAGUGCAUUGGUCUUGAGCUUGGGCUUGGAAUCAAAUCAAAAGUAA
Messenger RNA from Sclerotinia borealis F-4128, 651 nucleotides. Lineage: Eukaryota; Fungi; Ascomycota; Leotiomycetes; Helotiales; Sclerotiniaceae. The record is from the annotation of a GenBank genome assembly.